Messenger RNA from Microplitis demolitor, 1443 nucleotides. RefSeq lists its product as uncharacterized. The transcript is spliced from 3 exons. Lineage: Eukaryota; Metazoa; Arthropoda; Insecta; Hymenoptera; Braconidae. The coding region runs from base 549 to 983 and encodes 144 amino acids. The record is from RefSeq and is a predicted model, not a curated record.
AAUCAGUUCGUCAAAUGAGUUAAAUAAUAAAUGAUUAAAGAUUAAACGCGCUUGCGUUACUCGUCGGUAGCAUUUAUCUGUCAAAAGUUGUUGCGAGUCGUCAAUGCUCCUCGAUAUAUAUCACAUACGAGAGAAAACGCGAGUGUUUCAACCAUUUUAUGUUCUAUAAAUUAUAAUAUUUAUAAAUAAUAACUUAGUUAUAUAUUCAUCAACUUGUCUGCCUAAAAAAAAAAAAAAACGAAAUUACUUGACAAGUACAUAAACAAAAAUAUAUAAAUUUAUAUUAAGCGUAUAUUUUUUAUCGAAUAUAUACUUUUAUAUAAACAUUUUUAUCAUCACAUUGGAAAAAUAUAGUUUACAUUAACCUCAAAAAACAAUAAUUUUGACUGAAUUUAAUAAAAAUCAACAAAAUAUCACGUCAAAUGCCUUAAAAAUUUAUUAUUAUUAUCAAUAAUAUGCUUGAAAGUUAUGUGAUAUUUUUUUAAAAAAUUAACUUAGAUAAUUUAAAAAAAAAAAAUAAAAAACUUUUCUAAUUAUAAAAACAAAAAAUGUUAAAAUUAUUUUGGUUUGUUAUUCUUGCCCUUACAUUUGGAGUUAAUGCUCAUAAUAUUACAAAAUUAGGAAAAAAAUGUGAUGCUAAUAAGUUACCCGUUGAUUGUGGAAAAAAUCAAGAAUGUGUUGGUAACAUAAAUCAAACAUUCCACUGUUACUGUGCACAUGAUUUUGUGGAAUCCGAUGGUGAAUGUUUGAAAAUGUCAACAACUGCUGCUGCGUCUAUUGAUCCAACAGAUCAACAAUCUAAUAAAUCAUCAGGUAGUUCGGUUGCCAUUGGAUUAUUAAUACCGACAUUUUUAUUAAUUUUUGGUGGAGUAGGAUUUUGCUGUGCAAGACGAUAUCGAUUAUUACCAUGCCGACAAAAUAUAUAUGGUAAUGUUUUGGUAACAAGAGAUGAAGACGAUGAUGAUGAUCCACCGAUCGCGUAAAAUAAAACAAGACUGAUAUAAUUAAUAUAUUUCGAAUUCUUUGUAUGUAUCUUUUAAAUUUUUUAAAUUUAAUUAAUUCUUAUAUUUUUUGUAAGUCGAACAAAGUAAAGUGAGUAUACUAAGUAAGAUAAUGGAUUAAAAGUUGGGCAUUUUUUUUAACUAAAUAAAGUUGAUUAGUCACUUAUAAGCCAUUUUUAUACAAUUAACGUAAAUAAUGUAUAAAUAAAGUGUGUAUAUGUAAUAAUUUUUUAUAUGAUUAUAAAAUUUAAAAAAAGGAAAAACAAGGCCAAAUGUGUAAAUAAAUGAUUAAUAAUGUUCAUAUUUAUAUACUUCAUUACAUUAAUGAUAAUAUAAUAACUAUAACGAUAAUGAACUGAAUAAUACAAACUAAAAUUUAUAAAUAAGGAAAUAUUAACUGUGAAAAAAUUUUUCAUGCGCAUUUAAUAUGUGCAAUUAUUUU